Messenger RNA from Lactuca sativa (garden lettuce), 2294 nucleotides. RefSeq lists its product as uncharacterized. Lineage: Eukaryota; Viridiplantae; Streptophyta; Magnoliopsida; Asterales; Asteraceae. The record is from RefSeq and is a predicted model, not a curated record.
AUGAGGAGUACACGAUCCAGUUCAUUUAAGUCAAAGUUCAAGAACACAGUAGAAACGGCGUUAAAUCUUGAAGACGACAAUGAUGAUUCCGUUGCUGAAACUGAAGCAGAACAAAUUCAGGAAGAAGAACAUUUGAACCGAGAAAGAAGGUCAAAGAAAAAACUUGAUAAUUCAGUUGAACAAAAGACAACUCCUAAACCUUUAAAUGCACUAAUUUUGGAAAGAGAGAUAAGGUCGAAGAGGCAAUUUGAUAGAGUUCCAAUUGUAAAACAUUUAAAAAAUAAGGGAAUUGCUGAAACUGUCAAAGAAGAAAAAGAAGAUAAUGUUAGAAAAACAAAUAAGGAAUACCCACCUGGUUUAAGAUACCUUCCAACCAGAAUGAAAUGUGAUAACAUCACUGCAGCUGUUAUGGGAAUGUCGCCGGAACAGAAACAAGAAAUCUUGAGAAUGGGUUUUGGAUCAAUUCUGCAAGUGAAUAUUACAAGUUAUCCGGGACAACUUAGCUACUAUCUUUUAAAUGUUUAUGAUGCAGAUAGGAAAAGACUUGUCCUACAAAACUCUGUUAUUGAGAUAACAGAACAAACAGUGCAUGAUAUGAUGGGGUUGCCAUUUGGUGGAGAAGACAUCAAUGAGUUACCAUUGUGUGAUAAGGGAAAUCAAAUUCUAGAAGAAUGGAGGGGACAAUAUAGUGGUGAUAAGUUCAAUGGUGAGGAGUAUUUAAGAAGGAUUCAGGCUACAACGAAGGAUAAUUUGAUGUUUAGGCUGAAUUUUUUGACCCUAUUUGUUAACGACUUCAUAGAGUCAAUGUUGAUGGGAACAAAUCAAAUAAAAGUGGUAAGGAAGUUGGUGUUGGUAGAAGACUUCUCAAAGUUAAAUUGGUUUAAAUAUAUGCUUGAUUGUUUGGGAUCUAGAAGAAAACUAUGGAAAAGGGAUGACAAAUCAAGCUACUACCGUGGUCCUAUUACACUUCUGAUUUUGGUGUACGUGUAUAACAUGAAGUAUUCUAUCAAGAUAGACAAAAGGCUUCCUUUUAUUGGGCAUAUAAAUGGUGCUAAAUUGUUAGAGGUUCAAAAAUUGGAAAUCAGUUUAGGAGGGUUCGGGAGGCAGUUUCGGGAUGAGCAUGAUGAUGUCGAUAUGGGCGAUGAAACAGGAGCUGAAGAACAGCAAAUGCUAAGCUUUAAGAGGGAUUUUGGAGAUGAAGAGGCGUACGCUGCUGUAAUAGAGCAUAGUUAUGGGGUAAUUGUAACAGAGAAAAGUACUAUGGAGGUUGCGUUGAAGGAUGGGUUGUUAAAAUUCCCUCAUAGUGUGGUGCUGAAUGAGUGGAUGGAGAAAAUGAAUGAACUUUUUAAGGGAGUGUUUGAAGGGGCAGGUAACAAAAAAGUGCAUGAGCCUGCCUGCUUUAAUGAGGUAAAUAUGAAUGAUGUAGGUGAUGGCGGUGAAGGAAAUAGUUCACCUGUUAGAGGAUUGAUACUUACUGAAGUUAAUACAGAAAAGGAAGACAAUUAUACCACACCUGUUGAUACGACUUCUUUAACAAUGACUCAGUUUUAUCGACUUCCAGGGGUGAAUGAGGAAAUGAUCAAGUUGUUGGAUGAAACUGAGUUACAAGUGUAUAAAAAGAAAAAGCGAAUGUCAGUAAUCAGUGGGGAUAAUCUGGUAGGAAGAAAUAUAGGAGAAGCUGUUGAUAAUGCUGGAUGAUAUGAUGAUAAUGACAAAAGGGAAAAACGUAUUCCUAAAAAAAAGAAAAAGUAUUUCAUUCGCCCUAUAUUGAAAGAAUUGUUAAGGUUGGGGAAAAACUGUCUAAGGAUGAAACAUGGAUAUGCAAUUCAGUUUUUGCAUCUACAAGAGAUGAUGGGGAUGAGAUUUGGGACAUUGGAACAGGUCAUUUGCUGCACCAGGGUUUUGCAUAUCAAUUUAAUCAUGGAAUGUUUUUGAAUUCUAAAAUAAUUGAUUGUUGGGCUGCGUUUUUAAAUAAAAUGGAGAACUACAAGGAUGAAUCAUCGCUUUCGAGAUUUUUCUUCGAUACAACUAUUGUGACAGAAGAUAUAUUGAAUGAGCUAAAGUCGGAAGAUAUGAAAUGUAGGCUUUUUGCUACUUUAUUGCGAAUCUACACUAAGAAAUUUGAUGUGAAGCCAAGUUUUAGAGACGUUGCACUUGUUCUCUUCCCAAUAGUUGAUGAUGGAAAGUAUUACUUACUCAUCUUUGAUCUGAGAUCAAGUUUGUACUACAUAGUAGAUCAUGUGAAGAGAAUAGGAACUUUGGAAAGAAAGUAUGGCAUGCUACCAAACCUGGUG